AUGCUUUUAUCGGGUAUGCUGCUAUCGGUAGUGAAUGCGACUCCCUCCACUCCCUCUCCUACUUCCGACUCCUCCGCACCCUCCCUCUUUCUUCUCUCCCACGGCAAGCGAACCAGCACAGCGCCAGCACAGCGCCAGUGUACCGCCAGCAUAGCGCCAGCUCCCCUAUGCCUACCCACAUCCCUAAUCUACGGCACGCGAAUCAGCUCAGAUCUUGCCAAGUCAUCCACUGACGCGAAGACCUUCCCCGACUGCUGCACGGACUGCGCCAACACCGCUGCCUGCCACUCUUUCCAGUUCUACACGCCAGAUUCCAUUUCUUCUGCACCUGGCGGACAGAAGCAAUGCUUCCUGCUCUCCGAGGCGCCGGCUGGCCUGGCGAUCAGCGGGCCUCUCAGCUAUGUUGGCGGGUUCUGCAACCCCCCUGCUUCAGCCACUCAGCAGCAGUCCCCCUCAACCACGCCCUCCGGUUCCUCCUCCUCUUCCUCCUCUUCUUCCUCCUCCACCACAACUUCUCCCACCGUCUCCGUGACCUCUCCCCCUCCUCCCGGCGUGAAGGGCGAUCCUCAUUUCGUGGGGUGGGACGGAGUGCAUUUCGAUUUUACCGGCCAGCCAGGCCACAGCUACUGCAUGCUUUCGGAUAACAACGUCCACGUCAACAUGUAUCUGGACGGUUUCACGGAAACCAGCACGAAAGGCGUCAAGGAAACGCACUCGUGGAUCAAGGGGCUUGGGUUUAUCACGCCUAAUCAUAAGCUCGCGCUUUUCGCGAAGACGAGCGCGAGUCCCGCGCGAAGCGGCGGGUACAUGAAGCGGAUUGUGCUUGACGGCCGGGAGUUUAAUCUGACGGAGGGGAACAAGUACGGGACGGCUGACGGGGAAAUCGAGAUUGAGUUUGACGAAGCCGGGAGGAAGGAGGGGGAUGAGGAGUCUGAUGUGUACACUGUAUCUGUACGCGAUACGUUGAAGAUUCUCCUUCGCAUGCGCCCGGAAAUUGGGGGAGUUCGCCGCCCGGAGGAUUCGUUUAUCCACUUUUCGAUGGAGAUUUUAGACGAGCAGCUGUCGACACGCACGCAUGGCAUUCUCGGCCAAACACUGUACAAUCUGAACAAUCCCGAAGCGGCUCCUACUGGGUAUGACGUGGAGUACAGUGGGGUGGUUUGGGCGUGGCAAGUGGUGGGUGCCGACGCGGAGAAUUACAUUCAGGGAACCCCUUCGGAUUACGUUACGAGCCAUCUGCUGACUUCGGAUUGCCGUUUCUCUAGGUUCUCCCGCCGGGGUCUGUUUCACUCCGCCCUCUCCCUUGGCUGCUGGCGCAAGGGGUUCGUGUGCUGA
Closterium sp. Naga37s-1 is the source of this 1335-nucleotide messenger RNA. The record is from the annotation of a GenBank genome assembly. Lineage: Eukaryota; Viridiplantae; Streptophyta; Zygnematophyceae; Desmidiales; Closteriaceae.